Phalaenopsis equestris is the source of this 756-nucleotide messenger RNA. RefSeq lists its product as uncharacterized. Lineage: Eukaryota; Viridiplantae; Streptophyta; Magnoliopsida; Asparagales; Orchidaceae. The record is from RefSeq and is a predicted model, not a curated record. Gene Ontology annotation, biological process: defense response.
AAACUCGCUUUUAUGUAACAUUUACUUCUUUCUAAUCUGGAGCAAAACCAAUUGCAUGAGAAAUUUUCAUGGUCUUCAAUUUUUGGAAACCAUAAUGAUGACUAAAGUCAGAAUUGAGGUCUGCAUCAUCUCUGCACGUGGCCUCCAUCGCUUCCCUACCCUUCUGAAGCCCCACUGGUUUGCUGCUGGCUGGAGUGAUCCCAAUUACAAAUACUGCGCCGCGAUCUACAGCUCCGGCAACCCAAAUCCAACUUGGAAAACCAAACUUCUAUUUGAUGUCGAUGACAGAAGUUCAAAUCUGCAAGACUUAAAACUCAUUGUAGAGAUUCACAAGAUGGCUCCUAUAUUUCUCAGAGAUGAGCUUCAUGGAACUGCAACCAUUAUGCUCCAUGAGUUUUUUUUGGCCAAGUUCUCGAGAGAGACAGAUGGAUGCAGAACAGGAUUUGAAGAGGUUGGGAUUCAGCUGAGGAAGCAAAUGUCUGGGGAGCCCCAAGGGUUUGUUGACAUCUCUGUUCGCAUAUCUGCCGACGAAUAUAGUUUUGCAUCCCACGCAGGCAUUCAGAAACUUAACCUAAAUUUUAGAUCAUUUCAAACAGUAACUUCAUGUUUUAGAUUUCCUUGCUUGAUGAUAGAUCUAUUGCAUUGUUUUCUGCUCUUUAAUGAUCUGUUUCCUAAUCUCUUUAUCAUGCCUUGAAGAGCAUGUUGCUUCUUUUUCUUUUCAGUAAAGUUUAUUAAGGUGCAUGUUACCCGGAAAAA